This is a messenger RNA of Boleophthalmus pectinirostris (great blue-spotted mudskipper), 4835 nucleotides long. RefSeq names its product sushi domain containing 2 (gene susd2). The record is from RefSeq and is a predicted model, not a curated record. The coding region runs from base 269 to 2737 and encodes 822 amino acids. The transcript has 14 exons. NCBI's taxonomy places the organism in Eukaryota, Metazoa, Chordata, Actinopteri, Gobiiformes, Gobiidae.
GUUAUAACGGGGGUAUAACAUUUUCUUUAUUUUCACUUCAGUAGUUUUGCAGAAGUGCCGUAUUACGUGGCAAUGUUAGAGGUAGAGCUAUAUCAAAACUAACCAAUUUAAACCAACAGUUUGGACUAUUUAUUAACUUUCUCAAAACUCAUUUGGGUUAAAAUAUAACUUCAAAACUUUGUUAGAAUGACCUCUGAUACACACCAUAGAUUCAGAAAACCUGUUAUCUAGCUGUGCUUAGAACUUGUUUAUAGAGAAGUCAGACAAAAUGUUGCCAAACUCUUUAUUAUUGACAAUUAUAGGCCUACAUAUGGUUUCCUCUAAUGCAGCUGGUGAAUCGUGUAAGGGAAUGUGUGGAUCUAAACUGGCUGAGUGCUCCUGCCAUUGGACCUGUGAGUCUUUGAGGAAUUGUUGCGUGGAUUACAACCAGUCCUGUUUUAAAGUGAGCCCCUACUCCAGCUCCAUGUUAGGAGGAAAAGCCCUGAAGAUCAUUGACCUGCUUCUUCCACCAAAUGAACAUUUUGCAUGCAGGUUUAAAGGUGAAAUAGUGAGAAGUGGGAUUAUUGAUGCUGAGGGUCAAGCUUUCUGUAUCUCUCCUCUGUUGUAUGAAAUAGGCUGGAUUCAAAUUGACAUCUCUAUAGGAGGAAGUAAUUUUGACAGAAGUGGAGAGUACCUGUCAGUUCACCCAAGCAAAGCAGACCCCACUUCUGAGGUUGUUCUAGUGAAUGGAACAAAAUGGCACCAUUAUGGAUCUCAGAACAUCUCAGGAGAGCUUCAGAUGACCUGGAACCAGUCACUCAUUGGAGAAGACACAGUGAACAUUGAGUUAUGGGGCUAUGAGGAAAUCCACACUGGGAUAGAAGAGACAAACAAGACUUUCCCUUAUGAGGCCAGCAUCCACUACCUCUAUUCAGUCGUCCUAAACGUUUCCAAUAGCGGUUUGUUCGGCUUUCUCCCAGACUCUUCACAAAACUAUUCAGACAUAGAGCUGGGAAACAUUCGGAUCACUGCAAGUUCUGUCCCAAAUGGAGCAAGGGAUGUGGCAGCUUUGUGGAGCCGAGGCCAUGUUUUGGCCUGGCAUCUGGAGGAAGCUUUCAGACAGGACUCUGCUGUGUGGGCCAAAGUUAAAUGUCUACAGUGGGACAUCCUGGAGAAGACCCUGCCCAACUUCCUCAAUGAGCUCAUGGACUGUCCCUGUACUCUGGCCCAGGCCCGAGCAGACACAGGCAGAUUUCAUACUGACUAUAGCUGUAACAUUGAGACAGGCAGUGUGUGCACUUAUCACCCAGGUUGUGUCCACUGUGUCAGAUCAGUCCAAGCCAGUCCUACAUAUGGAGCUGGUCAACAGUGCUGCUAUGACCACAGUGGUAAUCUUGUGCUGACAGGGGACUCAGCUGGUGACAGUACCCCAGACAGGGCUCACGACUGGGGGGCUCCUCCUUAUAGAAAGCCCCCGCGGGUCCCAGGCUACUCCCACUGGCUCUAUGAUGUCAUGAGUUUCUUCUACUGCUGCCUUUGGUCAGACAAUUGCCCCAUAUAUCUGAAGAACAGGCCCUCCAGUGGAUGUCAAAGCUACCAACCACCACACGCAGCUGUUGUCCUUGGAGACCCACAUUUCAUAACAUUUGAUGGAUUCAACUACAGCUUCAACGGUGAAGGAGAGUACAGCCUGGUUUUGUCUCCACAUAAAGAACUGCAGAUUCAGGCCAGAACAGAGAAGGUGAAACUUAAAAAUGGUUCUUCAGCCAAUGCCACACAGCUCUCUUCGGUGGCCAUGAGGGAGGACUCCUCUGAUAUCGUUGAAGUUCGUCAGAGGCAGGACCAUCUGCAAGUGUUGAGGAACCAGAAGAUUCUACCUCUCAAUGAACAAACAUGGAUGGACCUGCAUGGGUUGUUCAUCUUCACGCCCAAUCCUCAGCACAUUAGAGUUAUGUUCUCCUCUGGGACUGGUGUAGAAGUCCAUCUCAAUGAAGGAAUGAUGGCAGUGACUGUACUUUUGCCAUGGGAGUUCACAAAUCAAACCAAAGGCCUCUUCGGAGUGAUGAACUCUGACCCCUCUGAUGACCUCAUGACCCCAUCUGGAAAAGCCAUCCUCUUGGGUCAAGACACCCCAGACAGUAUCUUCACAUUUGGAGAGGAUUGGAGAAUUUCACAGACAUCUUCCCUCUUCACGUAUGACUCCACGUAUCUUUUGGAGACUUACCACACUCCUGGAGCUGCUUUUGUCCCUGUCUUCUCCCCCCCUGAGGACCCUGAUGACCCCCUGGUGACGAGUAUGUCAACACUGUGCUCUGGAGAUGGAGCCCUCUUCUGUAAAUAUGAUACACUUCUCACAGGCAGCCUGCUCAUGGGAAAUUCAACGCUCAUGGCCUUCCACAGACACCUCGACCUAGUUAAAGACUUAAAACCAGUGACUUCUUGUGGUUGGCUACCGACACCUAAAAAUGGCAGAAAGAAGGGCACUCAUUACCUAAAGGGGGACAGACUCAAUUUUAACUGUGACCAGGGCUUUGGGCUGUACGGGUCUGCAGAGCGAGCCUGUCUGGAGGAUGGGACAUGGACAGGACAGCGCCCCUUCUGUAUAUCAGAUAAUCCAUUGAGUUUCAUACUUGGUGCUAUUGGAGUUGUCUUUGCGUUUGUCACUAUGGGAGUAAUGAUUCAGCUGCAUAUCAGGAAGCAGGAAAGAGAAAGAAAGUCAGAAAUGGAUCAGAUAAUAGAGAAUCAUGGACAACCCUGAUCCACAGCAGGAUUACAGAAGACAUCACUCCACAAGUUUCAUAUGUAGUUGGUGAACUUUGAACUUCUAUAGUUGCUAUCUAUAACUAUCCAAAAAUACCAUAAAAAUAGGGGAUUUUCAGUGAGUGAGUGUACGUGCACAUCAUUAUCCCGGUUAUGAUCAGGUUUUUUGUGUAUCUCGGUUUCAUCAGGGUGCAUGUAUACGCAGUAUCCCUGUUUCAGUAUCCUGAAUAAGGCAGUAUCCCAGUCAAGAGAAACAGGGAUACUGUAGCUGGGAUAUUCCAAUAGUAACCAGGAUACUGUGGCAUGUGUACGCACUUAGUGUGAACUUGCCCCUUAGCCUAUUUUGGUAAAUGUAAGAAUUAGUGUCUGACAACAAAUCAUGUACAUAGUUAGCCCAAUUUGAUUCUAUACAUUUCUAGUACAUCAUUACUAUUUAAAGAAGCACUAUGUAACUUUCUUGGUGGUGUGUCCUCCAUCUUCCUUUCUCUAUUGUGGGUAACAGUAGCUCAUUUGGUUGAUGUUUGUCCACUAACCUGAAGGUUGGGGGUUUGAAUCUCGCUCUCAACAUAAACAUCAUUGGUUGAACAGUCACAUCCACUGAUGCACAGCUUGGUUGUGGGAUUCCUGCUCCCAAACAUUAAAGUUGUUGUUGUGUCCUUCGGCAAGACACUUAACCCACCUCGCCCCCUGUGUCUGCCUGCACUGGUGUAUGAAUGGGUGAGUGUUUCCUCGAUAUAAAGCAGUUUGAUGCCUUAAAGUGGAAAUGCGCUAUAUAAAAAUGUGACCAUUUACUAUUUCUCCAGGAAUCUAUCUUGCAUUUUUAUUUAUUUAUUGCUCAAAAAUACCUUGAUAAACAUGCAAUCUUACUAUUUUAGGGUUUCCUCUCCACAGAUGUGACCUGUAACCUGCCCUGGCGUUAUUACUUGCUUGUUUCCAUGGAGAUAUAUAUGUUCAUGGUCAUGCUGUGGAACAUUUGUAGGUGUAGGUAUGUAGAUGGCAGGUCCUCCACCAAAAAGAAAAAAAAUGCACAUCUGUAAGCAUUUUAUUCUAUUUCUUUUACUGCUUUUUAUGUAGCAAAAAGUGUGUAAUUGUGUCUGCUGAUCUAGUCCACUUAAUAUAAUGAAUACUGAUGUUUCAGAUUGGACAGCUAUUAAAUAAUGUCAUGUUUACCAAAUGAAAUAACUGCCAUUAAUUUCUGCUGUCUAACAAAUGCCCAAAUGUUUAUAAUUACCCAUUAGUUCAAUAAACAAACCUUUCAUAAUCUUUUUUCCAGAUUGCACAAAUUAUUGAGAAAGAAUGUUGUUAUAAAUGUUGUAAAUUGCACGUGCUGUGAGGAUUAAAGGUCCUGUAUUACAUAAAAUUGACUCCUGUGAGCUUUUAGCCAUGUUAGUUUGAAAGUUUGAACUCUAAUGUGAAGGAUCUGUGUGUAAAACGUGUGUGAAUGAAACAAAACACAUCUCCAGGCAUGUUUGUGAUGAGAAAACAACAUUAUAACAGAUCAGAAAACAGUGUAAUAUUGACCCUUUAACCUUUCGGCAAAGAAAAUUGAAAGUGACUCAUUAUAUUUGUGUGUUAUAAUCAAAAGUAAUGCUGUAAUCUCAGUUAAAAAAAAAAAAAAAACAUCCAUUCAUUCCCACUGUCUAAAAGCCUCCAAUUAAUUGUUUGAAGAAUGAAGAAUUUGAAGAAUGUUAUUUUCUCUUCUUUCAUAAAAAACUCAAGGUUGUUGUAUAUGUUGUAAAUUGUGCAUGUUGUGAGGAUUAAGGAUGGUGAAAAAGCAUAAAAAAGCACUAUAGCUGUUUUGUUAUAGACUUGACCCAGUGCCAAAUACUCGCUACAAUGUGGAUUUAAUAAAUGUCUCAUAGAAAAAUGUUUGUAAAAAUCAGCUCUUGUCUCGUGUUGGUGGUAAACAGGAGCAGAUGUUUCACGCUCACGUCAAAUGUGAAGUGAACCCUGUAGUUUCUGGUUGAGAGGUUCUGUGUUUUUGUGGGUGUCAGUCAAACUAAGAGCUUUGAUGAGUGACUGAGGAAAAGUAACACACAGGUCAUUAGGUUUGCAUCAAAGCGUACCCUGAAUUUUUAAUAUUAUUUUUUCAUUUA